CCUGCAUUAGAGGGGAACUGGGAGGGAGGGUUUUAGGGUUAUUCUGAAAUACACACUGCUCCUAAACUCCUCUGGGUCCUGCUGAAAUGGAGGGUCCUGCCUCGACGCUGUGCCUGAGGACUUGCUACAUAAAAGACUGCAAACCUCUCGGUGUCUCUGAAAAUCCACCUGAGCUGGGGCAACCCCCUCCCUCCAGGAGCUGCAGCUGCUCCCGCAGGAUUGUCCAGCCAGAGUGGUCAAACAAUGCCAGCAAGUGUGCCCUGCCCAUCAUCCCAGAAUAUCCAGGCUUCCAGGAUGUCAAGUUGUCAAAAAGUUACUUGGGAAGUCCUGCCUUCAACCACAUCUUCCAGGAUCUGGAAAGAGGGAAGAACUCCUCACCACGGCUCAGCACCUUCCCCAGGAGAGGCUCCUUGUCCCACUGCCUGGGGAGCUGCUGCUUGAAGGGCCACCAGCCCAGCAGCCCUGGCUUCCAGGACAAACCUCUGCAGGAGUACUUCAACGAGAGGCUGCUGGAGCUGGGGAGCUACGGCAGCAAGAGGUGCAGCAGGAGGAGCAAGGGGUUUGCAGAGAAGACGCAGGCGGCGAGAGGGAGCCGGCGCAGGAGCAGCUGCAGCGCCCUGCUGCUGCUGGGCCAUGCCACGGAGGGGGAGCAGCCCUGCAGUUCUGCAAACCAGCACUGCAACGGGGGCACCGAGUGCAAGGGCCAAAAGGAGAUCCACAACGUCCUCAAGAUCCUCACUGGGGACUUCUUGGACCCUCUGACGUUGCAGAUCGCUGCUCCUCUAGAGGCGUUUGUGCAAAAGAAGUGAUGCUGGAGCUGGUUGAGGAUUUUUGUGCAGUCCCAGGAAGAGUUGUUCCUGUUCAGCACCAUUCUGAUUUUAGCUCAUCUACACCAGUCCCCUCUGAAGCAGAAAGGUGCUUGUUUUGGGAUAGUUCUUGAUUAACAUUGCAUAUAUUUGUUUUCAAUUAUUCCCUGGGUAGAAUCAGCAUGAUUGAGCCAUAGGUGCAGCUUAUAGCAGUGUUCUAAAUACAUGCAUGUAUUGCUAGAAUACUUAAGUUGCCUUCAAAAAAGGUGAUUAGUAUCAGAGGAGUAGCUGGUUUCCUGCUGUGCAGUUUGUGUUAAUCAAUCUGAAGAAAGACUGUUAUAUUCUGCCUUGUUAUUUUGCUUGUUUAAAGCCUCUUGCUUUUAUGAUGUCACCGUGGCCCAACUAAUUUAUGUUCUUACUGUGAUUUCUUUCUGACAGAGAUGCAAACAGUUGAUGAAAAAUUACUGAUUUUCACUCAUUGCCUCAUGUAAUCACACUGCAAGAGUCUGAUGCAUGAAGAAGCAAACACAGACAUUACAUCUACUUUUAAAUAUGAUCAGCCAUUAUGGUUUUAUUUGCAGACUCAAACCCCCUUGUUUCAAAAACCACCACAAGAGCAAAGAGGAGAAAAAUGCUACAUUUAUGUUAGAAUGAUGGAAUUAAGUAUGAAAGAAGGCUCCUUCCCUCUUUCCUACUGUAAAUACAAGAACCACAUAGUGAAUUCCUGAUGUAAUCUGAACUCCAAAUUGUUUAUUGUAUUUUAAUGUUUAUCAUGGUCUUGUAAGUAUAAAAUGUCAGCUGCAGCUGAAUCUUUUUACUAUGGGAAAUGUCAGUGUUUAAUUCCACAGAGAACACCAGAUCCAAAACGAGGCAAUGAUUGUAAGCUUCCAGAAAGAUCUAUUACUGCCUGUGGUAUCAUCAGCAAUAAAUUCC
Molecule: messenger RNA, 1739 nt
Organism: Prinia subflava (tawny-flanked prinia)
Lineage: Eukaryota; Metazoa; Chordata; Aves; Passeriformes; Cisticolidae
Exons: 2
Coding region: 87-809 (240 amino acids)
Source: RefSeq, a predicted model, not a curated record